AUGAUUGAUUUCGAGAAAGCUGCCAUGAAUGCCAUUUCAAAAAAAUUUCCAGUUACAAAAAUUCGAGGCUGUUUUUUUCAUUUUACUCAGUCUGUUUGGAGACACGUUCAACAAGCUGGACUUCAACAACGGUACACUAAAGAUUCAGAAUUCGCUCUUCAAAUAAGAAUGAUGACCGCCCUUAGUUUUGUACCUGUAGCUGAUGUUGAACAGGCUUUUAAUGAUUUGAUGGAUACUAGUUACUACACAGCACACGAAAAACUUUUAACUCCAAUGGUUAAUUAUUUUGAAGACACGUGGAUUGGUCGAAUAGAAGAAAACAUUCCAAGAACAAAUAAUUCUGUCGAAGGUUGGCAUAAUAGUUUUUCAUCCACAUUAAAUGUAAUUCAUCCAUGUAUUUGGAAGUGUAUUGAGGCAUUUAAAAAAGAAGAAUCUUUAAAUAAAAUCCACGUUGAACAAUUAAUAGCUGGGUAUUCUAUCGGUGUUAAAAGAAAAUACAAAGACUUUGCUGAAAGGUUAAAAAAUGUGUGUGAUGACUAUAAUAAUAGAAUAACAGAAGAUUAUUUAAGAGGCAUAGCCCAUAAUUUUCAGUUAAAUGUUUGA
Aphis gossypii (cotton aphid) is the source of this 603-nucleotide messenger RNA. RefSeq lists its product as uncharacterized. NCBI's taxonomy places the organism in Eukaryota, Metazoa, Arthropoda, Insecta, Hemiptera, Aphididae. The coding region runs from base 1 to 603 and encodes 200 amino acids. The transcript has 2 exons. The record is from RefSeq and is a predicted model, not a curated record.